UCAGUUUCAUUUGAGACGUUGACGCGAUCGCCAGCAAAAAACAGGCAGCUGCCAAAAUCGCAGCCAACCAACUUCGAGCCGCGCAUGAGAAAUAUAUAUUUUAAACGGGUUAAUCCAAUACACAGCCGAAAAUCGAACGCUCUUAAUUUUAUAAACUUUUUUUCUUUCGCUCGUUUUCCCAUAAAAGUCGAGCGUAAAUUUCAGCUGCAAGUGAAUUUCUGUGCGGUGUUGUUGUCGUGAUUUGCAUAAUCUGCAAGUUAAUAAACAAUGCAAAGAAGUGGGCAAAACUCAUAAAUAAAGUGCACCGCUUAAAGUGUAAUUAAAAUUCAUUGAGAUUUUUUUUCGUGCGCACAGCAAGGAGAAAAACAAGUUUGUUGCCUAAGUUAUUUGUUUUGAAUUUCGAAAAUUCGCCAAAACAUUUAAUAAUAAGUAUUCAAAAAAAGCUGGAACGCUGUCUUAAGUCCAGGCCACGUCGACAAGAAGUUCCAUAAAAGACUUUGAUGGUGACAAGUGCGGAUUGCUAGAGACACAUACUUAUAAAUCAAACGAAAUGAUUUUAAGAACGCGGCUUUGGCUGGGAGUGCUCCUGGUGGCGCUACUCCUGAGUCCCACAGUUUCUGCCGAGGACGAGGAUUAUGGCGGUGAAAUGGUGGGUUCCAGCCUGGGAGGCAGCGAUGAUAUCUACGACCCAGCUCAACUGGAUGCCGAGGUGGAAAAGGAGAUGGAACAGCAUCGCAAUAGCCUGGAGGAGGAUCAAACCGAAAGCCCCCAGACCAUGGAGCAGGAAAUGAGCACCAUCCGGCCCAUGGAGGGCAGGAUAAACACAAUGGCUCCGUAUUCCGAGGAGAACACAGCCUCCGAAAUGAUGGAGGAUGCUCCAACCCAAAACCGGGUGUCAAAGGUGGACAAACCUGCUAAAGAUUACUAUUACGAGGACGGGCCCGAGGAGGAGGUGGUGGCCAGUACCACAACCAGAGCGGCCACCACCAUGAUCCCAGAGUAUGUGCGCCAGGCCAAGGCGGAAAGAUUCCCGCAACGUGACCAGGAGCACAGUACAUCCGACUAUGGAGAGGAAGAGGCCACCAAGUCGGUGGAUGAGCAAGCACCCGCUGAUCAGUUCUACCGAGUAGAGCAUCAGGAACCCAUUCCCCAGGCUCAAGUUCAACAGUUGCCCAGUCAGGACAAACCCAAUCCGUUUAAGUACUCCACCGAAGAUGAAUACUACGAUGAACCGGCGGAGGUGAAAUCAAAUCCCACGACUACCACGACAACCUCAACCACCACUGAGGCUCCUUUGCCCAUUCUGAGGGCUCGUUUCGGUGGCUUCCCCUGGGCCACCACCCAGGCACCCAAUCCUCAACCCACAACCUCAACUACCACCUCUUCGACCACAACAACAACCACCACCACGUCAACCACAACAACACCCAGUCCCAGAAAACAGCCGAAACACAUCCAAGUGUCCGGUGUCACAAAGCCGGAAUUACUUCCCGCGGAUCAGCUGCGCAACUACAUCAAGGAUGUCUACAUCCGCAUGCCCCUGGCCGUGAUUGUGGAUCCCUCAUCCGCAUCUUUGGAGCAGGCGAAGCGACUUUACAUAGAUGCUUUGCAGGACAAGAACAUCGACAUCAAGAUUGUCUUGGUAACACUUAAUGGAGACGGUGCCCCAUCUGCCUUCAGCUUCAACAAUACCCGCGAGUUCAUCGCAGGCUUGAACAGCACCAAGGAACACGAAGGAGGUAACUCAUUUGUGGGCGUUCUCCAUGCCGCCGAGCUGGUUCCCUACGACAGUGCCGUUUUCAUCUCUACAGCAGCGAUUCCACCGCACACGGAACUGGUCCAAGAUGCAGCCAUCACCCUGCUCAAGAAGAGGAUCAGGCUUUUCCUUCUUUGGUACGGUGAGCGAUCGGGCAGCGAGAACGAAACGGAGGACGCAGUGGGCGGCAUCCUGGGCGAGGUGGCCAUCCGAUCUGGUGGCGAGAUCAUCCACAUAGUGAGCACCGAGCAUGGACAGCACAUAGCUGGCAAUACGCUCACCCUGGUGGCGGACGCGUAUCAGGGCGUCCAAGAGUUGGAUCUGCCGGUGGACACUACGUUGUCCAGUCUCCAUGUCCGUAUCGAUGCGAAUAUGAGACGGGCCACGAUGGAGACGCCGAAUGGUGAGAUAAAUUUGAAGAAACUCGCCAAACUCAACGGAGGUAAUGUAUCCGAGACGUCGAAUCCUCAAGAACUGGAUGCCUACGUACCCCUGAAUAAGCUGCGACGCGCCACAACUUUCAAAUUGAAAUUACAAGCCGAGUUGGACGAGAAAUACAAUGUUUUCGUUCGCGCCGAAAGAAAAGCGGAUGUGUUUUUGGGCGACAUCAUCAAACGAAUCGAUAGCUACUACAAAAGCGGUCAAACAAAGCCCAAAUCGGCCAAAAUCCAGUUUCCCGACAGGGAAAAGGACACCGAGAAGCUGGAGGAGGAUGUGGACUCGCCGAAAAACGAAAUCGAAACCUUUUCAGAGAAGGAAAUCCAAAGAUCUACGAGUCUGAACCAAACCCUGUUGACCUCCUCCACGGGACAGCCGAGGAGCACCCUAAAUGCAAUGCUCCUUCAGCGAUGUGGCACCAAAAUUGAGUUGGGCACAGAAUCCAAACUUUUGGUGAUGGCUGGUCAGACAGCCUCGCUGCUUUUCGAGGUCACCAACAUGAAAACGGAGACAGUGUACUCCACCAUUCAAGUCACCGACGAGCGGCGCUUCCUAGUCCAGCUGAGUCCCACCAGAUUGAACCUGCGCGCCCAGGAGACGGCCACAGUGCGUCUGACUGUUUUGGUGCCGACUGGCACAGCUCAGGGCACCACGGACCGCAUCACCUUCACCAACUAUGGACGUGAAACCUCCACUUUGGCAGUCAAUCUUAAAGUGGUGACCAGUAUAGAUGCUCAGGACUCAACUGGCCCUACUUUAUCGUGGGAGUUUGGCAGCCGUUGCGAUUAUCUCACGCCCGAAUCCCUGAAUUGCGGCGAGCGUUUUUGGACGCUGGAUGUCACAGCUCAGGACUGGCAGUCGGGCAUGUUGCGUUUGCAGGCUACGCCGCCGGAGGGACUAUUCUACAGAAACUAUUACACGGCUGGGAGCACAGAGCCCCUGAAGGCCACUUACAUGGCUUCUUGCUGCGAGCCAAAGGUAUCACUUGUCGCUAUCGAUGCGGCAGGCAAUCAGAGGAGCCUGACCAUCGAUGUGAGGGAUGUGUAUUUGAACGAAGCCGCCAUUGCUGCCAUCUGCCUGGGAGUCAUUCUUCUCCUGCUGCUGAUCGCAGCUCUCAUCUGGAGCAUUGUGUGGUGUUGUCGGCGGAGAAAGACGACGCUAGAGCUGCCCACAUAUAGAUCCCACUCCACUAGGAGUAUGGAGUAAAUUGUUGUUAAGUUAUUGUGCCAAAUAAGAGUCGAACAGAACUCGAAAGAGUCUAAUAAAAUGCCAUGGAAUGACU
Messenger RNA from Drosophila subpulchrella, 3476 nucleotides. RefSeq lists its product as uncharacterized. The transcript is spliced from 9 exons. NCBI's taxonomy places the organism in Eukaryota, Metazoa, Arthropoda, Insecta, Diptera, Drosophilidae. The record is from RefSeq and is a predicted model, not a curated record. The coding region runs from base 551 to 3400 and encodes 949 amino acids.